AUGUCUUAUGAGUACUACCCCAUCACCGGCAUUCCGGUACAACCGGGGGAAGUAACCCCCGCAAGGCGGGAGCUUGCCAGCUGGUCGACGUCCACGGUCCCCGGGGAUCAGAUCCAAGUGUCCCUUUUCAUUCGGGCUCUGCAGAAAAUGCAGGACAAGAACCCACUGGAGGAGCUUCUGUCCUACUUUCAGAUUGCCGGGAUCCACGGAUACCCCGUGGUGCCGUGGGAUCAUGCCACUCAGCACGGGUUCUACUGCACACACGGUUCCAUUACCUUUCCCACUUGGCAUCGCCCGUAUAUGCUGCUGUAUGAGCAAGUGCUCUACAACAUCAUGGACCAGGAGCUCAUCCCCGGCAUCACUGAUACGGCCGUCAGACAGGACUGGAAAAAGGCAGCCCAGCAAUGGCGCCUCCCCUUCUGGGACUGGGCUCUCCCUCAGUCAGACACGAACAAAUUUGGAGUUCCAGGAAUCGUGGGACUCGAGCAGCUCGAGAUCCUGAAGCUCGGGGGCAAGGACAAGGAGUCCGUCAAGAACCCCCUUUACAAGUAUACAAACAAGAUCAACGGCGAAGAGGUGUCCAUGAACGAUGCAAAAAUGAAGCCAUAUCAGCUCGAUUACGACGCGUACGGUGGCAUUUACAACAAAAGUAUUGGCACCAGCCGGUAUGGAAAUCCCAGUCUCCCUGAUUGGGUACAGGGCUUCGUGGAUAAUGCCAAAAUCGAGGAGGCCAUGGAAAAUCCAGAAGCGCCGCACUGGCAGAAAGGCGUGUCGAUUGCGGAAAACGUCUAUCGAAUCCUCACCGACGUGUACUUUCAGUCGUACGAGACCUUCUCAUCCACGUACCUCACUGACGACAAGAAAAAUCUCAAGCCCACCGAGUACCUCUCAUUGGAGAUGAUCCACAACAACAUACAUGUCUGGACCGGAGGCUGGGUCGAGGGACCAGCCACCAAAGUCACCGGCGUCCCCGUCACCGCGGGACACAUGGCAGAUGUCCCGGUGGCCUCAUUUGACCCCAUCUUCUGGCUGCACCACUGCAACGUCGAUCGGCUCCUCGCCAUCUGGCAAUAUCUCAACCCCGACAAGUGGUUUGGCACGGAGCCUCCGCCGACGCCUGGACAUACCGACAUCACGCCACUGCCCACGGACGACCUGCCCCCUUUCCACAUCAACAAGCAGGGUAAAUACUACAACUCAAACGACGCCCGGGACUGCGGGAAGCUCGGAUACACAUACCAGGACCUGGUAAACACAAACAUUGACAAGUUAAAGGCCGAGUUGCAGGACAAGUACGGCAAUCACACAAAGAAGCUCCUCCAGCCCGUCAAGGGCAUCCGGCCGGUCCCCGGGGUCAGCGAGGAAACGUUCCCAGACUACAUCAUCAACGUCGAAUAUGACCGGUUCGCGCUCGGCGGGGAGCCAUACGCAGUCAAGUUCCAUCUCGAGACGACCAACGACCAGGGCAAGACCGAGUCCUGCACCCUCGGCUCCUUCCACAACUUCACCUCCCCCGUGGUGCCAGACUGCAAGAACUGCCAGAAUCAAAAGGACAAGAGCGCCAAGUCCAAGGCCCAGGUCCCCAUCACGCUGCCCCUGCACGGCAUCGUCAAGAGCACGCGCUUUCCCGACGCGACUAGCCUGGAGCCCGUCCACGUCAACGUCCUGCUCGAGCAGCAGCUCAGGAUCUCUGUGACCAAGGUAUCGUCCCUGCCGGCCGUGAUUCUUGUCGAUUGA
This is a messenger RNA of Metarhizium brunneum ARSEF 3297, 1737 nucleotides long. RefSeq names its product Tyrosinase. Gene Ontology annotation, molecular function: oxidoreductase activity. Lineage: Eukaryota; Fungi; Ascomycota; Sordariomycetes; Hypocreales; Clavicipitaceae. The record is from RefSeq and is a predicted model, not a curated record.